GUUCUUUUGCUGUUGACUGAAGACAGGGUGGGAACUUGUUUGUGUGUGUGUGUGGGGGACAAAGUGUUUCACGAAGAAACAGAGAAGUUGCAGGUGCGUGUGCCGUCAGGAGCGUGAAGGAUGACUGUGACUCUCGCCAAAGAGAAGGAGGUGACCGCGAUCACCAUAAAGGCCGACAGCAGGAGCCCGGUUCCACCGCCGAGCCAGAUCCUGAGGGCUCUGUGCUACAAGGCCGUGUGCUGCUCGGUGAACAAGGGGCUGAUCAAACCCUCUGUCACUGCAGUUCUUGGGACGAUUCAGAUCAUGGUGGGCCUCUUCCACGUGGCGCUCGGGCCGGGACGACCUCCCUUACACCCUUGGGAUCUGACUGAUAUUGGAGCUUCUUACUGGCUGGGUGCUGUGUACACUGCAGCUGGAAUCACGUCCAUUCUGGCCGGACAGUUCCCUUCUCAGUGCCUGGUGAUCUUCACCGUGAUCGUGAACAUCGUCAGUGCAGCGUUUGCCUUCACUGGCAUUGUGCUGUUCAGCAUCGAACUUCAAGAAAUCAACAUGGGCAACAUGCGGCCCUGGGCUUUCUACAAUUAUUCCGACCCCUCUUUAGACCGCUUAUUGGCGAACGUUGAUGCCGUGUCAUUCAUGCUGGCCGUUCUCCAGCUGUGCGUGUGUGCUGGUGUCGCUGGUGUGGGCAUCAAGGCGGUGAUCAAUAUGAGGAAGAAAGAGGCUGGACAACAUGUCGGAGAUCAGCAGCCGGAGUCGGAAAUCUUCCUGACCAGUCCCUGUGCUUAGGAUGGGUCCUCCCAUCAAACCACAGAUUCCAUAGCUUUCCUCCUUUCUAGAUGCAGAUUGUCUUUGUCUCCUUUUAAAACCUACAAACCUGCGAUCAGGUUCAUGUCGGGCUGAUUCUGUGGUUCUUCUUUGGGGGAAUCUCAUUAUUAACCAAACACGUGGAUGCAUGCAAAACCACGUUAUAUCUCAAACACACCGUGACAACACCGGAGUCUGAUUCAGGUGACUGUAAAUGUUGAAUCACAAACUUCAGUGGGAAAUAAAAUGAUGUGCACGGAAUAAAGUUCACAUUUGUGAAGUCUU
This is a messenger RNA of Paralichthys olivaceus (Japanese flounder), 1089 nucleotides long. Its product is annotated as membrane-spanning 4-domains subfamily A member 8-like. Lineage: Eukaryota; Metazoa; Chordata; Actinopteri; Pleuronectiformes; Paralichthyidae. Gene Ontology annotation, cellular component: membrane. The record is from RefSeq and is a predicted model, not a curated record.